This is a messenger RNA of Microthlaspi erraticum, 645 nucleotides long. The record is from the annotation of a GenBank genome assembly. NCBI's taxonomy places the organism in Eukaryota, Viridiplantae, Streptophyta, Magnoliopsida, Brassicales, Brassicaceae.
AUGGAUCCGUCGGAGUAUUACGCCGGCGGUAAUCCCUCCGAUCAACAGAACCAGAAACGGCCGGUUCAGAUCUGUGGUCCUCGUCCUUCACCGCUCAGCGUCCACAAAGACUCUCACAAGAUUAAGAAACCACCGAAGCACCCUGCGCCGCCGCAACAGCAUCGCGACCAAGCACCGCUUUACGCUGCUCGAGAGCCGGUGGUCAUCUACGCCGUCUCGCCGAAAGUCGUGCACACCACAGCCUCCGAUUUCAUGAACGUCGUCCAGCGUCUCACCGGGAUCUCCUCUGGAGUCUUCCUCGAAUCAAGCGGGGGAGAUGUCUCGCCGGCGGCGAGGCUAGCGGCGACGGAGAAUGCUAGCCCGAGAGGAGGAAAGGAACCUCAGACGGUGGAAGUCGCGACGGCGAUGGAAGAAGCAGCUGAGUUCAGCGGUUACGCGCCGGGAAUACUCUCGCCAUCUCCGGCGAUGCUGCCGACAGCUUCAGCCGGGAUAUUCUCGCCGAUGAUUCACCAAGGUGGGAUGUUCUCGCCGGGAUUGUUUUCGCCGGCGGGAUUAAUGAGCACGUUUCCAAUGUAUAGUCCUGGUUUUGCUGGUUUGGUCUCACCAACAUUUGCUGAUGUCUUGAGUCAUCUUUGGGAUACUUAG